Messenger RNA from Diospyros lotus (date-plum), 438 nucleotides. RefSeq lists its product as uncharacterized. The record is from RefSeq and is a predicted model, not a curated record. The transcript is spliced from 2 exons. NCBI's taxonomy places the organism in Eukaryota, Viridiplantae, Streptophyta, Magnoliopsida, Ericales, Ebenaceae. Bases 1 to 438 code for a protein of 145 amino acids.
AUGCUAUCAAUAGAGAAGCAUCUUCGAUCUAUCAGUUGUGCGGAUGAUCGACGAGUGCGACUUAGCACGUUCAUGUUCAGAGGCGACGCCGAGAGAUGGUGGGAGACUGCCCGUCAGAGGUUUGGCAACCGAGAGCCCACAUGGAUCGAGUUUCAACAGGUGUUCAAUGACGCUUAUUGCCCGGCAUGGGUCAAGGAACAGAAAGUCUAUGAGUUCGUUGAGUUGGUGCAAGGUACUAACACGGUGGCUCAGUACGAGGCAGAGUUUACAGCCUUGUCUCGAUAUGCUCCAAAAUUGGUGUCCACUGAAGCAAGGAAGGCAGCUAAGUUCCAGAGAGGAUUGCGUGUACCCAACCACCCCAGAAUAGAGGCCAACAGGCGAAUCAGAGGCCACCAGCAGUUAAAGGGCCAGGAGCACCUAUACCCGCAGUACCAGUAG